AUGGGCAUCAUUGGCUCAGACAGCUCUCGCCUAAUCGGUUCCUCAUUCGGUGUCCCCCAAAACGCUACCUAUGACUACAUCGUCGUCGGGGGUGGAAAUGCCGGCUUAACAGUAGCCGCUCGUUUGGCCGAAGAUUCCUCAAUAUCCGUUGCCGUCAUCGAAGCAGGCACCUUCUAUGAAAUUGCCAACGGCAAUCUCAGCCAGAUCCCAGCCUAUGAUACAUACUGGAGCGGAAAGGAUCCUGACAACGACAGUCCGGUUGAUUGGGGGUUUGUCACGACACCGCAGAACGGCCUCCUUAACGCCAGUGUUCAUUAUGCCCGUGGAAAAGCCCUAGGUGGAUGCUCCGCCCGGAACUACAUGGCGUACCACAUGGGAACCAUUGAGUCCUACGAGAAAUGGGCGAAUCAGGUCGGUGAUUACAGCUACACCUACGAUGGCCUACUGCCCUACUUCCAGAAGAGUCUCAACUUUACACCGCCGGGACCGUCUAGGGCUACUAAUGCAACACCCAACUAUGAUGAGGCAUCGUUAGGACCGGGCGACGGGCCACUGUCUGUGACUUUCUCCAACUACGCCAAUGCUGUGUCCUCUUGGGUUGAAAAGGGUUUCGCAGCGAUUGGAAUUAAGCCGAUCCAGGGGUUUACCAGCGGUGCACUUAAUGGAUCUGCUUAUGUGCUGGAGACCAUCAAUGCGGCUGAUCAGACUCGCGAGUCUUCUGAGACUGCGUUUCUGCAGCCUGCGCUGGAGUCGACUUCGUUGAAGGUUUACCAAUCUACCUUGGCGAAGAAGGUGCUGUUUGAUUCUGAGAAGACUGCAAAUGGAGUGCUGGUUGAGUCGGACGGCGUGCACUAUGUUUUGUCCGCUAACAGAGAGGUCAUUGUCUCAGCUGGGGCUUUCCAGUCUCCUCAGCUGUUGAUGGUAUCUGGUGUGGGACCCAAGGCUAGUCUUGAGAAGCACAAUAUUCCCGUUGUGGCAGAUCGGCCUGGUGUAGGCCAGAACAUGUGGGAUCACGUCCUAAUGGGCCCAACCUACCGCGUCAACGCCAUAACUUCAUCCUCACUAGCAAACCCCGACGCCCUAAACGAAGCCAACGACCUCUUUAUCAACAAACAAGAAGGCAUCCUUACUAACUCCGGCGGCGACUUCCUUGCCUGGGAAAAAAUCCCCUCAUCCUACCGAUCCUCCUGGCCUAACAAUACCCUCUCCGCUCUAACCCAGUUCCCCAGCGACUGGCCUGAAGUCGAGUACCUCAGCAUGAGCGGGUUCUUGGGCUACCAGCAGAACUACCAGCGCGACGCCCCCACGGACGGAUAUAACUAUGCGACUGUGUCCACAGCGCUAGUCGCACCAUCGUCCCGAGGGACUAUCGAUAUCUCUUCGGCCGAUAUGGCUGACGCGCCGCUCAUUAAUCCUAACUGGCUCACCCAUCCUGCGGACCAGGAGAUUGUGGUGGCGGGGUACAAGCGCGUGCGGGAGAUGUUCAAUAGCACUGUCAUGGAGGAUGUCCUGAUCGGGCCAGAGUACUUCCCCGGGGAAGAUGUGCAGAGUGAUGCGGAGAUUCUGGAAGUUAUUCGCAAGACAGCGAGUACGGUGUAUCAUGCUGCGUGCACGUGUGCUAUGGGUAAGGAGGACGACAAAAAGGCUGUCAUUGACACCAAGGCGCGAGUAUACGGGGUCAAGGGACUGCGGGUAGUGGAUGCCUCGUCGUUCCCGAUCCUGCCUCCGGGGCAUCCGGUGGCUACUAUUUACGCCCUUGCUGAGAAGAUUGCCCAUGAUAUCCUGAGCUCGUAG
This is a messenger RNA of Aspergillus ruber CBS 135680, 1794 nucleotides long. Its product is annotated as GMC family oxidoreductase. The record is from RefSeq and is a predicted model, not a curated record. Bases 1 to 1794 code for a protein of 597 amino acids. NCBI's taxonomy places the organism in Eukaryota, Fungi, Ascomycota, Eurotiomycetes, Eurotiales, Aspergillaceae. Gene Ontology annotation, biological process: secondary metabolite biosynthetic process. The transcript has 4 exons. Gene Ontology annotation, molecular function: oxidoreductase activity, acting on CH-OH group of donors; flavin adenine dinucleotide binding.